CCCAGUGCUGGGCACACAUGGGAAGGAUGCUGAAGAAUGGAUACCCCCCUUUUGGCUUUUAGAACAUGGACACUUGUAUAAAGAUGCAGCUGUGAUCCUCGGCUGUGUGUCUCACCGAAGGGACCUGAUGUUUUACGUUAUUGGUGGGAUCACAGUGUCUGUGGUAGCCUUCUUCUUCACCAUUAAGUUCUUCUUUGAGCUCGCCGCACGUAUAGUCAGCUUCCUUCAGCAUGAGGACCGGGAGCGCCGAGGGGAGCGAACUAUUUAUGACUACGUGCGAGGCAACUACCUGGAUCCCCGGUCCUGCAAAAUCUCCUGGGAUUGGAAGGACCCCUAUGAGUUAUUCUAUAAGAAUGGGCAGCCCUUCCCUGCUCACCGGCCUGUGGGGCUCCGAGUUCACAUCUGCCAUGUGGAGCUAGCAAUUGAUAUUCCUGUAACCCAGGAAGUUCUUCAGGAGCCUAAUUCCAAUGUGGUGAAAGUGGCCUUCACUGUGCGCAGGGCUGGGAGAUAUGAGAUCACUAUAAAACUCGGUGGCUUGAAUGUGGCCUACAGUCCCUACUACAAGGUGUUUCAGCCAGGGAUGGUUGUUCCCUCCAAAACCAAAAUUGUCUGCCAUUUCUCCACUCUGGUGCUGACCUGUGGACAGCAGCACACCCUGCAGAUUGUUCCACGAGACGAGUAUGACAAUCCCACCAGCAAUUCUGUGUCCCUGAUAGAUGAGCACAAUUACAGCCUCUCCAUCCAUGAGCUGGGUCCUCAGGAAGAUGACGAGAGCUCGGAUGUUUUGUUUGAGAAGUCCGUGGUGUCCAAUCGGCAAACUUGCCAAGUGUUCUUGCGACUCACCUUGCACCGCAGGGGAUGUUUCCAUGCCUGCAUCUCCUACCAGAACCAGCCCAUAAGCAAUGGGGAUUUUGACAUCAUUGUCCUAAGUGAGAAUGAAAAGAACAUUGUAGAACGCAACGUGUCCACCUCGGGUGUCAGCAUUUACUUUGAAGCCUACCUGUACAAUGCUUCCAGCUACACCAACACACAGUGGCACCUCCCGCCCACACACCUGAGCUCCUCCCAGCGCCGCUCUUCUACGGCAACCGAGGAUGAGGAUGAAGAUUCUCCCUCUGACAGCCAAACUCCCGAGAAAGUGAAGAAACCCAAAAAAGUGUACUGCUAUGUGUCACCUAAGCAAUUCUCAGUAAAGGAGUUCUACCUGAAGAUAAUUCCUUGGCGCCUUUUCACGUUUAGAGUGUGUCCUGGCACAAAGUUCUCAUACCUUGGUCCUGACCCUGUGCACAAACUACUGACACUGGUGGUGGAUGAUGGGAUCCAGCCCCCUGUGGAGCUCAGCUGCAAGGAGAGGAACAUCUUGGCAGCCACUUUCAUUCGCUCUCUGCAUAAAAACAUAGGAGGCUCAGAGACCUUCCAGGACAAGGUGAACUUCUUCCAGCGGGAGCUGCGUCAAGUGCACAUGAAAAGGCCUCAUUCGAAGGUCACGCUCAAGGUCAGCCGUCACUGUCUGCUGGAGUCGUCUCUCAAAGCAAUACGGAAUUUUUCAGUUUCUGACUGGAGCAAAAACUUUGAAGUGAUUUUUCAGGAUGAAGAAGCUCUGGACUGGGGAGGUCCACGCAGAGAGUGGUUUGAGCUCAUCUGUAAGGCGUUAUUUGAUACCACCAAUCAACUCUUUACCCGUUUUAGUGAUAACAACCAGGCCCUGGUUCAUCCAAACCCGGGGCGUCCUCCCCAUUUACGGCUGAAAGUGUAUGAAUUUGCAGGCCGCCUGGUGGGGAAGUGUCUUUAUGAAUCAUCUCUGGGCGGUGCUUACAAGCAGCUGGUGCGAGCUCGUUUCACCCGAUCCUUCCUGGCCCAGAUCAUAGGGCUGCGUAUGCACUACAAGUAUUUUGAAACAGAUGACCCAGAAUUCUAUAAAUCCAAGGUUUGUUUCAUACUGAACAAUGAUGUGAGUGAGAUGGAUCUGGUCUUUGCUGAAGAGAAGUACAGCAAAACAGGACAGCUAGAGAAGGUGGUUGAACUUGUGACCGGAGGGGCUCAGGUGCCUGUAACCAAUGAAAACAAAAUCUUAUAUUUGAAUCUGCUCGCGCAGUACAGGCUGGCUAAUCAGGUUAGGGAGGAAGUGGAUCACUUCCUGAAAGGUCUUAAUGAACUUGUUCCCGAGAACCUCCUCGCUAUCUUUGAUGAGAAUGAGCUAGAGUUGCUUAUGUGUGGUACUGGGGACAUCAAUGUCUGCGACUUCAAGGCGCAUGCUGUAGUGGUAGGAGGAUCUUGGCAUUUUCGUGAGAAGGUCAUGAGGUGGUUUUGGACUGUGGUCUCCAGUUUCACACAGGAAGAGCUGGCCAGACUCCUGCAGUUCACAACUGGUUCCUCCCAGCUGCCCCCAGGAGGAUUCGCUGCACUCUGCCCGUCUUUCCAGAUCAUUGCAGCGCCGACCCACAGUACAUUGCCGACAGCCCACACUUGUUUUAACCAGUUGUGCCUCCCAACUUACGACUCCUAUGAAGAAGUGCACAAGAUGCUGCAGCUAGCUAUCAGUGAGGGUUGUGAGGGCUUUGGCAUGCUGUGAUUUCUCCUUUCCAGGAGUCUACUCAGUCUCCUGGCUCCUCAUGGCCAGGCCAAGGUACAAUCUG
Molecule: messenger RNA, 2636 nt
Organism: Tinamus guttatus (white-throated tinamou)
Lineage: Eukaryota; Metazoa; Chordata; Aves; Tinamiformes; Tinamidae
Source: RefSeq, a predicted model, not a curated record